Messenger RNA from Alexandromys fortis (reed vole), 3741 nucleotides. It is a transcript of the gene Pabpc1l, whose product is annotated as poly(A) binding protein cytoplasmic 1 like. Gene Ontology annotation, cellular component: nucleus; ribonucleoprotein complex; cytosol. Bases 1003 to 2736 code for a protein of 577 amino acids. NCBI's taxonomy places the organism in Eukaryota, Metazoa, Chordata, Mammalia, Rodentia, Cricetidae. Gene Ontology annotation, molecular function: mRNA 3'-UTR binding; poly(U) RNA binding; poly(A) binding. The record is from RefSeq and is a predicted model, not a curated record. The transcript is spliced from 12 exons.
GGUUGCCAGAGUGAAAGGAGAAGCGGAGCUCUGCCUCCCUCCAGGAGUGGUUACCUAAGAGAUGGAGAGCACCUGGGAGGACGCGGCCCAAAGCUUGCAGGUGGAGAGUGCGGAAGCCUGGGGGUUCCUGCCCUUCAGUGUAACCUGACACAGGGCCUACACCAGGUGCCUUACCUUUCAGAUCCUGGCAAAGCUGCCUCCUCUCUGCUUUGUCGGCCCCUGUUGGGUGAGAGGAUUGAUUGGUAACUGUCAACUGACCCCGUCUGGGCUCCGCGAAGAAUGGAGGACCAGGGUUAAGAACCAUGGCAGGAACAUGAAUUUGAGGCUAGCCUGGGCUACAUGUUGAGACACUGUCUCAAAAUGAAGAAAGAUUCCGUAGUUUCAGGCCUCCUGGGUGAGUUGGGAGGUUUCCAAAGUCCAGGAUGCUCUAUUCGUCGACUACACCCCACUUCUGCCUCCUCUUGCCCCUCUUCAAGGCUAGUGAGUGAAACAGGAGCUAGGCCUCCGGGCCUAUCCAUAGAUGGGACAUCUGAACUGUAGAGUUCUGUUCCCGGCUGGGUAUGUUAGCACUGGACGCUUACAGACCUCUGUGCUUGCUCUGCUUCAUCCCCUCGGCUGCUUCUGUGCCUCUGAAGCUAGCUGGGUCUCUGAAACAGGCAGUUGCAGCAUUGUCUGCAAGAAACAGGCUGCCCAAGGAGAAGGAUGCCGUUUGCCAAAGGCCUGUUCUCUGUGUAGUACAAAACCCGACUACCAUUUGUUGCAUGCUUUGCUUUCCAGCCUGCCUGACCGCCUGGCAUUUGGUGGCAUUGCCUCCGUUAGUGUGGGAAGGAAGGUACUUCACUCACAGGUGGAGUGAGGGACUGGGGACGGGGGCUUGCUUCCCCUUCCUUACAUGCUCGCCCGUGCAAUGCCCAUUCAAGGCUAGAAUAGCCUGGCUCUGCUUUUCCAAGCUUCUUCAGUCUCUGUGUCUGUAAGAUGGGGAUCCAUGCUGCUUGUUGAGAGAUGACCUUUCUGGAGUGUGCGAGGAAUGCCAUGUACAGUAAUCCCUUCGGCUUUAAUCCACCUGAGUCUCCAAGUGCAUCUCUCAAGGGAGACCCAGAUCAUGGCUGUCCUUUCCUUGCUCCUACUCAGCACCAUGGAGACUUGGGGUCACAAAUGUCACCUAACUUGUUCCUUUCUCUCCUUGCCUCCUCCCCAGCGGAACGGGCACUGGACACAAUGAACUUUGAGAUGAUCAAAGGCCAACCCAUCCGUAUCAUGUGGUCCCACCGAGACCCAGGGCUUCGAAAGUCUGGUAUGGGCAACAUCUUUAUCAAAAACUUGGAGAAUUCCAUUGAUAACAAGGCUCUCUAUGACACCUUCUCCACCUUCGGGAGCAUCCUCUCUUCUAAGGUAGUAUAUAACGAACAUGGAUCACGGGGCUUUGGCUUCGUACAUUUUGAGACUCAUGAGGCUGCCCAGAAGGCCAUCAACACCAUGAAUGGGAUGUUGCUGAAUGACCGAAAAGUCUUCGUAGGCCACUUCAAGUCUCGACAGAAGCGGGAGGCAGAGCUGGGGGCUCGGGCCCUGGGGUUCACCAACAUCUACGUGAAGAACCUGCAUGUGGACAUGGAUGAACAGGGUCUCCAGGACCUCUUCUCCCAAUUUGGAAAGAUGCAGAGUGUCAAGGUGAUGAGAGACAGCAAUGGCCAAUCUCGGGGCUUCGGCUUUGUCAACUUUGAGAAGCAUGAGGAAGCUCAGAAGGCCGUGGACCAUAUGAACGGGAAGGAUGUGAGCGGGCAGCAACUGUUUGUGGGUCGGGCCCAGAAGCGGGCAGAGCGGCAGAGCGAGCUGAAGCGCAGGUUUGAGCAGAUGAAGCAGGAGAGGCAGAACCGUUACCAGGGUGUGAACCUCUACGUGAAGAACCUGGACGACUCCAUCAACGACGAGAGGUUGAAGGAAGUUUUCUCUGCCUAUGGAGUGAUCACCAGUGCUAAGGUGAUGACAGAAAGUAGCCACAGCAAGGGGUUUGGCUUUGUCUGCUUUUCCUCUCCAGAAGAGGCAACAAAGGCUGUGACCGAGAUGAAUGGGCGCAUCGUGGGCACUAAGCCUCUGUAUGUGGCCCUGGCACAGCGCAAGGAAGAGCGGAAGGCCAUCUUGACCAACCAGUAUAGGCGGCAGCUGUCGCGCCCUGUCUUGAGCUCCUUCCAGCAAACUACCAACUACUUAGUGCCUGCUGUGUCCCAGUCUACAGCACAGGCCAUGUACUAUGGUUCUGGCUCCAUGGCUCCCAUCCAGCCUGACCCCAGGUGGACAGCCCAGUCCCACGGACAUUCAUCUGCCUCAGUGGUCCAGUCUCUAAGCACGAUGCAGCACUCCUAUCUUCGCCUGGACAGUGCCUGCCAGGCUUCCAGCCAUAUACCUCACUUGCAGAGCGUAGUCAACAUUGGUACCCAGACUACAGGCCCAGGUGGGGAGGGAUGCUCUAUUCCAGGCCAGUCUCUCCUGACACACAGAGGACCUGCGUCUGCACACAGUGCCCACGGGGUCCAGGAGUCGGCUGUAUAUGUCCCUGGCCAUCAGCCUCUGACUGUGUCCAUGCUGGCUGCCGCACCCCUGCAUGAACAGAAACAGAUGAUUGAUAGAAGAGGCGCUGGCAGUGCUGUGGGCUCAUCAGGAACUGGAGUCAGCAGAAAGCAACAGGAACUGAGCAGAGUGGGUAGCUGGGGGUGGGAGGACCCACGGCAGAGCAGCUGAGUCGCUGUCAGGAGACCCUGGAGAACACCCCACUGAGGCUGACAUUCAAAUACUCGCUGUGAUGUGUUGGUGGCUUCGGAGUUGGGUGAAGCUGACCGAGUCACAGGAGACAUGCACAGUAACUGGAGUGUUCUCAUGCCAGGUGUCCCCCAGGCCUCAAGGUUUACUGGCUGGCUCCAUUCCCUCGUCUGAAGGCCUGGCCUGCUGUGAGUUAGUCUACCUUCCUAAGACUGGGUGUCUUAUAUACUUUGGGAACAUUUUUUUUCCUUUCCCCACUGAGAUUGGAACCUGCACUCCCUUGACUUCCGAGCACAGCAUUUCUGCUCGUGGUUCUAAGGUCCUGUGAAUGCUAACUUAUUUCCUGAGUGGUCUCUCUGUUCUCGAGCUUUAGAUGUGGAAUGAAGGCUGGACAGUGUCCACUGCUAAUUUUUUUCUUUUGUAUAUUAAAAAAUGCUGCAAAAUCUGCCUUGCCUCCCAGGAGGCUUUCUUGUGUCUGAGGGAGGGUAGGGCAGUAAUCUUAAGCGCUGAGCCACCUCUCCAGUUCCCUACAACUCUACAACCCCAUUUUCAAUUGUACUUAGUUGAGGAAGCUACUGGACCACAGAUCUUAUGCCCUAUCCACCCUUAGUUCUUAAGACUCUCAGUAACAAGUCCAAUUCACUAAAGCUUCGAGCUCCCUGUCCCUCUGGUUUUGUCUUCAAGUGUUCUCAGGAAAGUCUCCCACCAUCAUUCUAUUCUAAAACCAAGGUCUCCCCACUUGCUGUCAUUUCCCUUCCCUCAUCUUCCAUAUGCAAUCCAUCUCUGCUCCUCUUCAAUUCUUUCUACCUGUAACCAGGUAAUGUAGCUCUCCACAAAAAUUUGGUGACCUGAGUUUGACACCUGGAACUCAUGAAAGGUAGGAAACUUCACAAAGCGGCUCUCUGAUGUCCACAGGUAUAGACUGUGCACACACAUGCUAUCACACCCACUAUGUGCACAUUUCAGGCAUUCACCUGUUGACGGCUG